ACAUUUCAGUAUCUGCUGUGAUUUCAUAGUGUCUGGGUGUGUUUGAAAAACGGGCAAGAUACGAACGCAAUGAAGUGUAUCUUAAUUAAUUAAUUAAUGGAAUAUUAAUGAAAAACGGUUUCAUUGAAAAUUAAUGCGCGAGUGCUAAAAAAUUAUUGCGUAUUUUCGAUUAAUAAGAGAAACAUAAAGAAAACAUUGACAUAUAAAUGAUUGUGUAACCAAUUCUACAAGCAGCUACUAAAAUCAUACAAUAAAACGAGAAUUUUAGUGUUGUGUCUUUAUGUAAAUAAAAUACCUAAUAACCAAAAAAAAAAUUAAUUUUAACUGCCCACGUAUAACGAAAAUAUUAAUAACCAAACAAGUUCAAAAAUUCUUGGAAUUUCAACGCGAAAGCUAGCGCCAGAUAUAAAGAUACAAAUUCCAACAAACACGUACAUAAUUUUCUAUUACUGCCGUUGCUGUCUGAAAUAACCAGAGCAUCAUGCAAGCGAUUAAGUGUGUUGUUGUUGGCGAUGGUGCUGUCGGUAAAACCUGUCUACUGAUCAGCUAUACGACAAAUGCAUUUCCAGGCGAAUACAUUCCCACCGUAUUCGACAACUAUUCAGCCAAUGUAAUGGUUGAUGCGAAACCCAUCAAUUUAGGUCUCUGGGAUACAGCAGGUCAAGAGGAUUACGAUCGUUUGCGUCCACUUUCCUAUCCACAAACAGAUGUUUUUCUGAUCUGCUUUUCGCUGGUCAAUCCGGCAUCUUUUGAGAAUGUACGCGCAAAAUGGUAUCCAGAAGUGCGCCAUCAUUGUCCAAAUGUGCCAAUCAUAUUAGUUGGCACUAAAUUGGAUUUACGCGAUGACAAAGGCACUAUUGAGAAACUCAAAGAUAAAAAGCUCACACCCAUCACAUAUCCACAGGGCUUGGCUAUGGCUAAGGAGAUUGGCGCUGUUAAAUAUUUGGAAUGUUCAGCACUGACACAAAAAGGUCUGAAGACUGUUUUUGAUGAGGCCAUACGUUCGGUACUCUGUCCCGUUAUGCGUGUGAAAAGGUCG
Teleopsis dalmanni is the source of this 1039-nucleotide messenger RNA. RefSeq names its product ras-related protein Rac1-like. Gene Ontology annotation, molecular function: GTP binding; protein kinase binding; GTPase activity. The transcript has a single exon. NCBI's taxonomy places the organism in Eukaryota, Metazoa, Arthropoda, Insecta, Diptera, Diopsidae. The annotation marks the transcript as partial. The record is from RefSeq and is a predicted model, not a curated record. Gene Ontology annotation, cellular component: cell projection; cell cortex; cytoplasmic vesicle. Gene Ontology annotation, biological process: regulation of cell shape; regulation of actin cytoskeleton organization; cortical cytoskeleton organization.